UUAACUGUGGUGCAAAUGUGUGUGAACCGUGGGUGGAGAACGGUGCUGUUUGCUUUUUUACAGAGAACUGUAUUCCUUUUUUAUUUGUUUCUAUGUUUUAUUUCAGAUGCCCCAGUGCCCAGCAUCACAGUGUUCAGGCAGAUGCAGGACAGAGAGCGUGUGAUAGUGAUGUGUUCAUUUGGCAGGAGGUUCAUUGAGAGCUCUUUCCAGCUGUCAGUGGAGGGUGAACACAACUACACACUGAAGAACCCACUGUGUUAUUCAAAUGAAAAGUGUGUGUUUGAUGUGAAAGUGAGCUCACCUGUUUCCUUCACCUGUGUGCACGAGCUGAACGCUGUGGUGAACCAUCACAGUGAGACUUACACAGGUGAUCAUGAGGAAGUAGUAUCUUUAUUCUACAUCUGCUUUUCCUCCUUCAUUGCUGUUGGUCUCGUCAUCAUGACUGCGGCAGUGAUCGUGACCACCAUCAGGAGCAAAGCUUAAGACUCCAUCAACUCCACCACAAUUGUUACCAACGAUGAGCACAUGAAUAAAUAAUCAGAAGACUUUCUAAAGAGAGAAGAGCAGACCUGAAGAGGAAAAACAAACUUUUACUGAAACAUAUGUGAAUUAUUCGAUUAACCUUUCAAAUAUAGUCAUCUUGCCAUACAGCUUUGGGAUGUUUUAACCUUCUGACAGUCUGCGUGAUGUGUGAGGGCUCACACACUUCUGAAACAAUGUUAUAAAAAGUGUUUUUUCUUCUACUGAACACAAAAGAAGAUACAGUAUUUUUAAGAAUAUGGGCAACCAACCAAAUUAUUUUAAAGGGGAAAAAAUACUAUGGAAGCCAAUGGAGCCCAUCAUCUGUUUGGUUAUCAACAUUCUUCAAAAUAUCUUCUUCUGAGUUCAGCAAAAGAAAGAAAUUCAUACAGGUUUGGAACAACUUGAGAGUGAGUAAAUGAUGACAGAAUUUUCCUUUUUGGGUGAACUAUCCCUUUAACGUUGACAGCCCUAAUUAUAUUACAUGAUUACUUUUUUUUAGAAAAAAAAAACGUUAAUAAUUUGAGAUUUUCUUUUAUAUUUUACGUGAUGCAAUUUUAGAACUGCGUAUAGCAGCAACUUUAUUUUCUCAUUAGGAUAAAUUGCUUAUGCAGUAACAUUUGUAUGUUUAGAAGAAAAUGUCAUCUAAAUUAAUUCAUAUAAAAAUAAAUGUGUCACUUAUU
Ctenopharyngodon idella (grass carp) is the source of this 1202-nucleotide messenger RNA. RefSeq lists its product as uncharacterized. The transcript is spliced from 2 exons. Bases 16 to 483 code for a protein of 155 amino acids. Lineage: Eukaryota; Metazoa; Chordata; Actinopteri; Cypriniformes; Xenocyprididae. The record is from RefSeq and is a predicted model, not a curated record.